Molecule: messenger RNA, 1645 nt
Organism: Vombatus ursinus (common wombat)
Lineage: Eukaryota; Metazoa; Chordata; Mammalia; Diprotodontia; Vombatidae
Gene: SLC35G2
Product: solute carrier family 35 member G2
Exons: 2
Coding region: 297-1535 (412 amino acids)
Cellular component (GO): plasma membrane
Source: RefSeq, a predicted model, not a curated record
GGCAGCUUUCUUUUUCUCUAGCAUACGCUGAGCUGCUAGCGGCUGCCCAGCAGCUUGUGAAUCAGAAGGGAUUCUCAGCUUCUGUUUAUUUUCCUGUUGUUGUUUUUAUCUCUCUCAGUCGGAGGGAAAUAGAAACACUGGCAGACACCUUCACCCAGACCUCCUGUCCUCAGUUUUGACACUUCAGUUUUCCCUUCUGGUCCGAAGGCAAUAACUUCCAGACUUCAGCAAAGAAGCAGAAAGAUCUAUUCCUUCCCUCGCCAGAAGAGACAGUGCAGAUCCGUUUAUCUGAAGAAAUGGAUACUUCUCCCUCCAAAAAAUAUCCUGUUAAAAAACGUGUGAAAAUACACCCCAACACAGUGAUGGUACAAUAUACUUCUCAUUACCCCCAACCAGGAGAUAGUGGAUAUGAAGAAAUAAAUGAAGAUUAUGGAAGCUUUAUGGAGGAAAAUCCCAAGAAAGGACUUCUGAGUGAAGUGAAAAGAAAAGGAAGAACUUUCUUUGGGACCAUGGAUAGUCGAACCCCACCAACUGAAGACCCAAAAGUGAACGAGAUCGAACAAUUCCACAGCUUUGCAGAAAGAAACAUUUUUCAGUCUAGAAAGACUUGGAUAGUGUUGUUUGGAUCUGCUUUGGCUCAUGGAUGUGUGGCCCUUAUCACUAGACUUGUUUCUGAUCGUUCCAAAGUGCCAUCUCUAGAACUGAUUUUCAUUCGAUCUGUCUUACAGGUAUUUUCUGUGUUGGUUGUGUGUUACUACCAAGAACCCCCUUUUGGACCCAGAGGAUAUAGACUGCGGCUCUUUUUCUAUGGUGUAUGCAAUGUCAUCUCUAUCACCUGUGCUUAUACAUCUUUCUCAAUAGUUCCUCCUAGCAAUGGAACCACUAUGUGGAGAGCAACAACCACUGUAUUUAGUGCUAUUUUAGCUUUUUUGCUGGUAGAUGAACGAAUGGCUUACAUUGAUAUGGCUACAGUUAUCAGCAGUAUCUUGGGUGUUUGCCUUGUCAUGAUCCCCAACAUUGUUGAUGAAGAGAACUCUUUGCUGAAUGCCUGGAAAGAAGCAUUUGGGUACACCAUGACAGUAAUGGCAGGACUGACCACUGCUCUUUCCAUGAUAGUAUACAGGUCCAUCAGGGAGAAGAUCAGUAUGUGGACUGCCUUAUUUACCUUUGGUUGGACUGGGACAGUCUGGGGAGUAUCCACUAUGUUCAUUCUUCAAGAACCCAUCAUCCCAUUAGAUGGAGAAACCUGGGGAUAUCUCAUUGCCAUAUGCAUCUGUUCUACUGCAGCUUUCCUGGGAGUUUAUUAUGCAUUAGAUAAAUUUCAUCCAGCUCUGGUUAGCACAGUGCAACACCUUGAGAUUGUGGUGGCUAUGAUCUUACAGCUUCUAGUGCUACACAUUUUCCCCAGUGUCUAUGAUGUCUUUGGAGGGGCAAUCAUCAUGAUUAGUGUUUUUGUCCUUGCUGGUUAUAAACUUUAUUGGAGAAAGUUAAAAAGGGAGGACUAUCAAGAGAUACUUGAUUCUCCCAUUAAAUGAGACUUGAUUUUCAUGUUCUGAAUCAUGUUCAAUUAUGUGCACUGCCAUGUUGUAUUCAUGUAUCAAUGUUUUUUGUGUUGUAUAAUGGACAGAGUUCUAUGUAACAUAUA